GUCUUUUAUCAAAUCAUCAUGGCUACUUUUAUUGCCAAGACAUUUCCAGAGAAGAGCAUUGUUCUGCCAUGAAUUUUCUCAGGGUUAUACUCAUCCUUUUGUUCACAGUCUCCUUUCUUUCUUCAGUGUCAGCGGAAUCUGGCUCAUAUAUCAUCCAUGUGGACUCAUCAGCCAUACCUAAAGUCUUUUCUGGCCACCAUACCUGGUAUUUGUCAAUGCUUUCUUCAAUAUCAGACACUGCCAGUGCCACUUCUAAGCUCAUAUACACAUACUCUAAUUCAAUCCAUGGUUUCAGUGCCAGCCUCACUUCAUCUGAGCUUGAAGCCCUCAAAAAUUCCUUUGGCUACAUUUCAUCCACUCGAGAUCUUCCUCUUAAACUCCACACAACUCAUACUUCUCAAUUUCUGGGUCUAAGCUCAAAUUCGGAUGCGUGGACAGCUCCCAAUCAGGGGGAAGAUGUCAUAAUUGGUCUAGUUGAUACCGGGAUUUGGCCGGAAAAUGAGAGCUUUAAUGAUGAGGGGAUGACUGAAGUCCCCUCCAAAUGGAAAGGAAAUUGUGAGUCUGCCACCAAAUUCAAUUCCUCCUUCUGCAACAAGAAACUUGUUGGAGCUCGCUUUUACAAUAAAGGUCUCCUCGCUAACAAUCCUAGGCUAAAGCUGUCCAUUUCAACAAACUCUCCCAGAGAUUCAAUUGGCCAUGGUACACAUACUUCCUCCAUAGCUGCUGGAAACUAUGCAAAAGGAGCAUCUUUCUUUGGCUACGCUCCAGGGGUUGCAAGAGGCAUGGCGCCACGAGCCCGAGUAGCCAUGUACAAAGCAGUUUGGAGAUAUGGGGUUUACGCAUCGGAUGUUCUUGCUGCAAUGGACCAAGCAAUUCAAGAUGGAGUGGAUGUACUGUCCAUAUCCUUGGGCUUGAGCUUGGCUGACACUUUUGUGAAAGAUGAUCCAAUUGCAAUAGCUGCUUUUGCUGCCAUGGAGAAGGGUAUUUUUGUUGCAGCAUCUGCCGGAAAUGAUGGGCCGUUCUACUGGAGUUUAAUCAACGGAGCACCGUGGAUGCUAACAGUAGGCGCCGGUACUGUUGACCGUGAAUUCGGCGGAACUUUAACUCUGGGAAAUGGAGUUCAAAUCGGCUUUAAAUCUCUCUAUCCAGGUAAUUUUUCUCUGAAUCAAAUGUCCUUGGUUUUUAUGGAUGAAUGUACAAAUUCAGAGGAAUUGAAAGAAUUAAGAAACAGCGUCAUUGUCUGCAAGGACAACCUCAAUUUAAGAAAUCAAGUGGAAACCGUUAGGACUGCAGGGGUUCCAGGGGCUGUUUUCAUAUCCGACUCUGCUUCCUCUGAACUUUUCACCAGAACCUCUUUUCCGGCAGCUUUUGUUGGCCUUCAUGACGGCCAAACUGCAAUAGAUUACAUUAAGGAAAGCCAGAGUCCGACAGGAAGCUUUCAAUUCCAGAAGACGAGAGUUGGCACAAAACCGGCCCCGAGAGUAGAUAGUUACAGCUCGAGGGGACCAUUUUUGAGCUGCCGCAAUGUCCUGAAGCCAGACAUCUUGGCCCCUGGCACUUUAGUCUUGGCAUCUUGGUCUCCAACUAAUGCAGUUGCUGAGGUCCGAUCACGUCGGUUGUUUAACAAUUUCAAUCUUGUCUCCGGUACCUCCAUGGCUGCACCGCACGCGGCGGGCGUGGCGGCAAUUCUAAAGAGAGCUCACCCUGAUUGGAGUCCAGCGGCCAUCCGCUCUGCCAUGAUGACCACAGCCAAUGACUUGGACAAUACUUUUGCCCCUAUAAAAGAUGUUGCAGAUUAUAACCGACCAGCUAGCCCUCUAGACAUUGGAGCUGGCCAUAUCAAUCCCAACAAAGCUAUCGAUCCCGGGCUAGUCUAUGAUGCAACGGCUAAGGACUACAUAAAAUUUCUCUGUGCAAUGAAGUACACUGCAACAGAAAUUCGGAUCAUCACAGGGUCUAGUAACAAUUGUUUGAACAAGUCAUUGGACCUUAAUUACCCGUCUUUCAUUGCUUUCUUUAAUGAUGAGAAGAGUACUAGCCAGGAUCAGAAGGUUGUUAGAGAGUUCCGGCGGGUCGUGACUAACGUAGGCGAGGGAGAGGCGAGUUACACGGCGGAGCUGACAGGCCUGGAUGGUAUUAAGGUGACGGUGGAGCCAUGGAAGUUGGAAUUCAGGAAGAAGCAGGAGAAACAGAGCUACAGGCUAAGUUUGGAGGGCCCAAAGUGGAUGGAAAAGGAGGUUGUUCAUGGUUCUUUGAGUUGGGUUGAUGAUGAAGGUAAAUAUGUGGUGAGGAGUCCAAUAGUGGCCACAAUGCUCAGGCCAGAGAUCCCUUAAAGGGCAUGGUUUCUUUUUUGGGCCCAUCAAGCCUGUCUGAUAAUUUUCUUUUCUUUUGUUUUUGUGGGGGGGCUAGAACCCAAGACUUGUAGUCACUUCGGGCUGGUUUACAUGAAGCCCAAGGAUGAUCGGCUUGCUCGGCUACCGUUUGAUAAUUGAUUAAGUUCGUAUUAUUGAAUGAGUUGUUAAUUUGAGUAAAAAACUUAGUGUUUU
Messenger RNA from Rubroshorea leprosula, 2546 nucleotides. The record is from the annotation of a GenBank genome assembly. NCBI's taxonomy places the organism in Eukaryota, Viridiplantae, Streptophyta, Magnoliopsida, Malvales, Dipterocarpaceae.